CUUUGCAAGGGGACAGGCUGUGCCAGCCGGGCGCUCUCUGGCAGGCUGCUGGCAGCAUGGCAGCAAAGCUGCGGGCCCUCCUCCUGGUCCUCGCGCUCACUCCUGGGCAGCUGGUCCCAGCCAGCGGCCGGAAGCUCCUGUUGUUUCUGCUGGAUGGGUUUCGCUCUGACUACAUCAGCGACGAGGCCCUGGAGUCCUUGCCCGGGUUCCGAGAGAUUGUGAGCAGGGGCGUCAAAGUGGAUUACCUGACCCCAGACUUCCCGAGUCUCUCCUACCCCAACUACUACACGCUCAUGACCGGCCGGCAUUGUGAGGUCCACCAGAUGACCGGGAAUUACAUGUGGGACCCCACCACCAACAAGUCCUUUGACAUUGGUGUCAACAAAGACAGCCUGAUGCCCCUCUGGUGGAACGGGUCGGAGCCGCUCUGGGUCACUCUGAUGAAAGCCAAGAAGAAGGUGUACAUGUACUACUGGCCAGGCUGUGAGGUUGAGAUUCUUGGUGUCAGACCGACUUACUGCCUAGAAUAUAAAACUGUCCCCACGGAUAUUAACUUCGCCAAUGCUGUUAAUGAUGCUCUAGACUCAUUCAAGAGUGGCCGGGCUGACCUGGCAGCCAUCUACCAUGAGCGCAUUGAUGUGGAAGGCCACCACUAUGGCCCUUCGUCACGGCAGAGGAAGGAUGCCCUGGUGGCCGUGGACAGCGUCCUGCAGCACAUGACCAAGUGGAUCCAGGAACGGGACCUGCAGGACGACCUUGACGUCAUUAUCUUCUCAGACCAUGGGAUGACAGACAUUUUCUGGAUGGACCAAGUCAUCGAGCUGAACAAAUACAUCAACUUGAAUGACGUGCAGCAAGUGAAGGACCGAGGCCCUGUCGUCAGCCUGUGGCCAGCCCCUGGGAAGCAUGCAGAGAUAUACAGCCAGCUGAGAGCCGUGGGACAUAUGACCGUCUACGAGAAAGAAGCCAUACCUGGCAGGUUCUACUACAAGAAAGGGAAGUUUGUCUCUCCGUUGACCUUAGUGGCUGAUGAAGGAUGGUUCAUCACAGAGAGUCGAGACUCACUGCCAUUUUGGAUGAACAGCACCGGCAAGCGGGAAGGCUGGCAGCGUGGAUGGCAUGGGUAUGACAAUGAGCUGAUGGACAUGAGGGGCAUCUUCCUGGCCUUUGGACCAGAUUUCAAGUUCAACUUCCGAGCUGCUCCCAUCAGAUCAGUGGAUGUCUACAACGUCAUGUGCAGUGUGAUGGGUGUCACGCCUUUGCCCAACAACGGCUCCUGGUCCAGGGUGGCAUGCAUGCUCAAGGAUAGGGCUGGCUCCAUCAUGCCCUACUCGCUGGGUGGCUGGGUCCUGGCCUGGACCCUCCUCUGGCUGUUCGCAUAGCUGCCCCUCCAUGAUGUCCCCUAGGCAUGAGGCAGAGGGCGCUGUGGCAGAAGAAGGCUUUACAUUUUUCUAUUUGAAAUUUGAAUAGCUUCAUUAACACAAUCAAGGCCACGAAAAUCAUCAAGCUAUUAUUCUUGUAUGAUCCUAUCUAUGAAAUUCCCAACUUUUUUUAAAAAAGGAAAAUAAUACAAAACUUGAUUUUUAUCUCUAGAGGUAAGAAAAAAAAAAUCUAGCACUUUGGGAAAAACAUCCUUCCUAGAGAGCCCUUGUGUUCUCUGACCACACCAGCAGCUGUCCUUGUCUUUAGGUCAGUGGCCACAGUGCUCCACUGCUUCUUCCAUCCACGGGAAGACAGUAGCUGCCAUCAGCUAUCUCCCAGGAUGGAAUAUUUUCAUCUUACACCAAGUCCCAGGAAGAGUGUAUCUUAGCUUAGCCCACCAAUCAAUCAAAGUCACUAGGGACUGGAGAAUGCCCAAAACAAGGGGAAAGGCUGGGGCUCCCUCCCUGAGGCUUGAGUGACCAAAAUCUCUCCUUGGCUCUGGGUGUGGGACAGCUUGCAGUAGAAGCGGCAGAACGGAACAGAACAGCCCAGGAUGCAGGACUGUGGCAGCCUGACAUCUUGAUGGCUUCCCUUGAAGGAUUCCCUUCCUGCCUGCCCCUCUCUCCUGGGGAGGCCUCCGGGAAUCCCUUUAUCCAGUGGAGACUAGAAGCAUUCCUGACAGAUCCUUGUGGUCUGAACAAGGGCUGUGUCGAGGAUUAGAGUGUGGACAUAUUUCCUGAACUCUUGGUCCCAUGCUUGAAAUGAUGAUGCAUUGAGUCUAAGUUUGAUAUACCAGUAGUACGCAAGUAAGGCUUGUUGAUCCACAGCAACAAAGUGAAUACUUGAAGGACCCAGGCUUUGAAUGAAAGAGGUAAAAGGGAGAGGACAAUGGGGAGAACAUGAUAGAGACCAACGCCUAGUCACUAGUUAAUUAGCCAUUCAAUUGGGCGAAACUGUGAUGGUCAAAUAACUAGGAGACCCAAGAACUUCAGAACUCCACCCCAACUCCCCGAGAAGAGCAGCUGAUUGAACUGAGGUGAGUUUAGUGUAGCCAGCGAUUUGCUGUCGGGAGAUCCUACUGAAAAACAAGGGAUUACUGUGUUUUUAAAUGAUCAGUCAGUCUACCUGUAUGUAGCUCCCUAUAUAAUAUAUUCCUCAUUUAUACAGCAGUAGGUAGAGGUGGGUGAAGCAGCAUCUACACACACAGGAUUUAAAAAGAAAUAAGGAAGGAGACUUUAUGUCUGGGAGAGUAGCACUUCCGGGAUGGUGAAGCAUUGAGUGGUCUUGACCUUGAAAUGCCAGACCAGCACCCCUAUCAAGAAGAUAGGGAGCUAUCUCAAUCCUUGCAACCUGAAGAACAAAGGAUCUUGCUCAAAAAUAUCAAACUUAUCUUCACCAACGGUGUUUAAGGACUUAGUUUAUGUCUUAAAAGCACCAGCACACUUCAAAUCAACUGGAAAUAAGGCAAAUCAAUCUUAGGGAUCUAGCUAAAAGCCAGUGUGUGUAUUUAGCACCUUGGCCAUGGUGUAGACACAUGCAGUAGGUCCCUUCUUUUCUUCUUCAAGGACCCCUCUCUGUUUAAUUCAGUAGUACUCAUCUUCCUCCCGUGUGAAGGAAAGGUCCCUUAAAGAUAUCCUAGUGAAUAAAUUACUCAACAAAACCUUUUUUGGGGGAUAUAAACAUGGAGUCUUGCACUUGUCCUGCUGUUCUACAUGUCAACCCCCUCAUUCAACCUUGAAAAUCUUCAAGUAGGACCCAAGAUACAGAGCAAAUAUGGCACUUGUGUUGCAUGUGGUUUACCUGAAUUCAAUCCCUGGCACCCCAGAUAGUCCCCCUCCCCCCACCAAGCCUCACUAGGAAUGAUCCCUGAGCACAGAGCAAGGAGUAAGUCCUAAGCACCGCCAAAUGUGGCUCAAAGACAAAAAAUGUUUAAAAAUAAAAAAUGAAAUCUUCAAGUAACAUAAGAUUUCUGAUAUGUGUCUU
Molecule: messenger RNA, 3405 nt
Organism: Sorex araneus (European shrew)
Lineage: Eukaryota; Metazoa; Chordata; Mammalia; Eulipotyphla; Soricidae
Gene: ENPP6
Product: ectonucleotide pyrophosphatase/phosphodiesterase 6
Exons: 8
Coding region: 57-1382 (441 amino acids)
Source: RefSeq, a predicted model, not a curated record